Diatraea saccharalis (sugarcane borer) is the source of this 4167-nucleotide messenger RNA. The record is from the annotation of a GenBank genome assembly. Lineage: Eukaryota; Metazoa; Arthropoda; Insecta; Lepidoptera; Crambidae.
AUGGGGAAAUUUAGGUCUAAACUCAAAGGAAAAACAAAGGGGAAAAGAUGGCAAAAGGGCCAGUCAUCCAACUCCAACCCGAAGAUGCAAAAGUACAGGGAAAUGGCUAAAUCCCGGUUUUUUCAAGAGAAUCUAGGUAACACUGGAUUAACUCAACAAGCGGUCCACAAACAUGACGCUAUAAUGACUUAUGGACACAGUCUUGGGAAGAAGAAUUCAGAAGCUGAAACUGAAUUGGCAAUAGCUAAAGAUUUUGAAAAUAUGUCUGUCAAAACUGGUGAUGAAGAGACAGAAAGUGAAUACUCAGGAAGUAUGAGAUCAGGGACAUAUAAGACCUUUCAAACAUUUGCUUCCGAUUGGAGCCAAUGCUCAAAUAUUAGUUUCAGCAAGUUAUUAAACAGAUUUGACUCAAACAAUGCUGUACAUAAGGAAAUGUUGGCAAUCCUUGCAGCUGUCACUGAAGUGAUCAAACAAGAGGGUGGCAAGGAGACCACCACUGAAUAUUUUGCAGCAUUGAUGGAAACCCUGAAAGCAGCAGAAGGAGAACAAAACAUAGUAGCUACCAUAUCUUUACUCUCAAUGGGGAUUAAAUCAGUACCCCAACCAGUAUUACGCAAACAAUUCUCUGACUCUGCAACCAUUUUUAUUGAACUCUUGGAAAAGAAUGCUCAAUCCGACAAUGGGAUGUUGUUGAGAAGCACCAUUGGUAGCUUAUCUGUUCUGUUGAGAGCUCAAGAGUAUGCACUGUGGGGUGAAUCAUCAACAAUGAAAGUCUUCGAAUCAGUUUUAGCAUUUGCCUUGCAUGCAAAACCAAAGGUAAGAAAAGCAGCUCAGCAUGCAGUUACAUCCAUUCUUCGCGGCAGUUGUUUCAUGAUACCAUCUGAAGAUCAGAAAACUAAGGUUCCUAAAGUCCACCCCGCAUCAAACCGCGUCGCGGACUUCUGCCUCUCACAAAUCAAAGCAGAGGCUUUAUUGUCAGGCCAUCGAACUGUUCUCCACACAUUGACAAUGCUCAGGGACGUGCUACCAGUGUUCAGCAAAGAUUACAUUAAGAGCGUCUGCGAAUCGAUCCUAUCAUUAAUGGCUCACAACAACGUGUACAUAAAGACGUGUUGUCUACACACUCUGCACGCGUUAUUCUCUGCGGAUAGUGACACUAGUAAUAUGUGCGGUGUAUUAGCGGCGAGGAUUUGCCGUGCACUAAUGGCGUGUAGACCACCCGCUUCCGAUACAGGGCAGGUGUUAGCGUGGGCUGCUGUUAUGCAACAAGGGUACACGUGUUUAGCAAGUUUGGAUUUGAACCUGUGCAUACCGAAUCUUCCGAGUUUUGUGAGUAUCUGCGUGACCGAGCUGUGGCUGUCUGACGUCACUGAGAUCACUUCUGCCGCCACUAACGCAUUAAAAGCUAUACUAUUGGAUUGCGUAAAGCCAGCCAUACAAUCGGAUACGUUUCCUAGACACAAAUCGCACGUGGAGGCUAUAUUCAAAACUAUCGGCGCUGGACUGGACAAUCCAUUCAAUCAGGCAAUCAAUCACGUGAUACUUACCAUUGCUGUGUGUUUCGAGAUUGGAAACGAAAACGUUGUUCAUUCACUCACGCCGCUCCUUAGAAAAUUGAACGAUCGACGGGAGAGCAAUAACUUCUUUAACGACAAAGAGGUGGAACACGCUACAGGUUGUGCGAUAAAGUCAUUAGGUCCAGAGUUCGUACUAAAAAUAAUACCUCUAAGAGACGGACCAGAUAGUAUUAACAUAGACAGGAGUUGGCUUCUACCCGUGUUGAAGGAGAAGAUUGUCAACUCACAUCUGAAGUUCUUCGCGACGGAGGUAUUAGAGAUGGCAACUUUCUGCAGGAAGAAAGCAAGAGAGUUGAGUCAAGCGGAUGAUAUGCCAGGCUCCCAUACUUACGAGUUGUUGUGUAACCAACUGUGGGCGUUAUUGCCUAGUUUCUGUAAUAGCCCUAAAGAUAUUAAGGACAAUUUCAAAGCCUUAGCGAGAGUUUUAGGUAACGUCUUAAAAGACAACCCAGAGUUUCGUUUAUCUGUGAUGCAAGCGUUGAGGAAAUUGAUUAGUUGUUCUUCUGACAACGAAGAGGAUACUACGGAGCUUGCUAGAUUCGCUAAGAACUAUUUGCCGAUAUUACUCAACAUUUAUAUGUCGCCUGUGAAAGGAAGCAGCGCCGAAGGGCAGAGGUUAGCUGCCUUGGAAACUAUACAGGUAUAUUUAACAAUAAGCGAUCAAUCUCUAAGAGAGGAAUUGUUCAAGAACGCAAUACAGCAACUGGAAACGUCCUCAGACAAUCAUUUCCAGAGAGAAUCAAUUCUAGACAUAGUUAGGUUGCUCGUGCUGUACCAAAGUAGUGAGCAAAUAACAAAUUUGUUCGAUAAAUGGGUGAUACCGCUCUGCGAAACGGUUCUGGAGAAUCCUAAACAACUAAAGAGGAAUAAGAAAGAGAAGCAGAAGAGUGUAGCUAUGGAAGAGGACAACACAGAAGACACAAAAGAAGAUAAGAAAAAGGAACUCCGGUAUAAAGAUAAGGCAAAAAUGUUAGAAAUGGAACACAAGAAGGCAUACAGGAUACUAGAGGAGAUAUUCAAGAGUGACAGAGACAACUGCAAACAGUUCUUGACUGAAAAUCACAAGAAGAUAAAGAAGCUGCUGAUGACGUCACUGAACAAAGUCGCAGAUAGCAGUAAGGGUGCUAGACUUAGAUGCAUGGAGCAUUUAAUAAUGGCGUCACCUAAUUUGACCGCUGAAAGCAAGUUACUACGCGGCGCUAUAGCUGAAUCUGUUAUAUGUACCCGUGAUAUCAACUCCAAGUGUCGACAGUGUGCAUUUAACGUUAUCAACCGCGUCGGCGAAGUGUUGAACCCGCAACAAGGGGGUAUGGUAGCUUUCGUGGAUAUGUUGGUAUCCGGUUUGUCAGCACCGCUGCCUCGUAUAGUGAGUGCCACACUGAGAGCUCUAGCUUCAGCGCUGUUCAACUUCUCCGAGGACAUGGGCCUGGAGGUUGUCCAGCAGCUCCUUGAGAAGGUGGCUGAACAAAUGCUCGUCAAUGUCCGGGAGAUAGUGGCAGGUGCUAUGAGCUUCCUCAAGGUUUAUACGAAAGUGUUGCCGACAGAAGUACUAGCUGGCAGUCUUCCUCUCAUAUUCAAGACGUUGUCCUCCAUGUCGGAGGAUUGCAAGAGACACUCGCGUCUGGAAAUAGGAUAUUUUCUCAGCAGAAUGCUGAGGAAAUAUGGUUCUGACACUAUUGAGAAACUGAUCCCAAGUUCUGAUGAAGUGAUGCUGAGGAGACUAAGGAAUAUACGGAAGAUGGACAACAGGAAGAAGAGAUUGAGAGAUGGACAAAGAGAACAGUCCGAUGAGUCUGAUACAGAAUUCUCAGUGAAGGGCACAUCGAAAACUUUAGAGGACAUUCUGAAGGAUUCCGACUCCGAUAUGGAAUACAUGGACGAGGAGGAAGACCGGUCUAGACCUAAAGCUAAGAAAGCGAAGAGAACCAAGAACCAGGCGUGGAUACAAGAAGACCCAGAGAAUAUUGUCGACUUGGCUGACGCGUCUGCCUCUAGGAAGAUUACUGGUACCGAUCCAACAAAGAAAAAGAAGUCUAUAGAUGUAAAAGAGAAGAAGAAAGAUGGCGGAUUCAAGACCGCGCCUGACGGUAGACUGAUUAUAGCCGACGACGGAGAAUAUGAACCCGCUACUACGGACACUGAACCACGAUAUCACAGCGACACCGAUGAUACUGAUGACGAAGCAUCGACUAGUAAGCCGUCUAAACUCGUCAAACCCGGCAGCAAACGGCGGUACGACGAUAUACUCAGUAUAAAGAGCGGUCGUACCAACAGAAGUAGAGCUUCCACUGUUACCGUCAAUUCCAAGUAUAAACACGGAGGGAAGGGUAUACACAGACCGUUGGGUUCCGCUGCAUCGGUAUCAUCUACUGUAGGCACCGAGUACAGAUCAAAGAAAUCUAAAGGAGAUAUCAAGAAGAAAGGAAAGCAUGACCCUUACGCGUACUUACCACUGUCAAGAAAAAAUCUCAACAAAAGGACUAAAGCAGUCACAUCCAAGCAAUUCAAGGGCGUCGUCAAGUCGAAAACUAAAAUCGGCAAUAAAAUGAAAUCAAAAAGGAAAGUGUAGCGAAAUAAAUUUUUAUGAUUG